Messenger RNA from Sorex fumeus (smoky shrew), 1857 nucleotides. RefSeq names its product JunB proto-oncogene, AP-1 transcription factor subunit (gene JUNB). The record is from RefSeq and is a predicted model, not a curated record. Gene Ontology annotation, biological process: regulation of transcription by RNA polymerase II; regulation of cell population proliferation; regulation of cell cycle. Gene Ontology annotation, cellular component: transcription regulator complex. Gene Ontology annotation, molecular function: RNA polymerase II cis-regulatory region sequence-specific DNA binding; DNA-binding transcription factor activity, RNA polymerase II-specific; transcription factor binding. Lineage: Eukaryota; Metazoa; Chordata; Mammalia; Eulipotyphla; Soricidae. The transcript has a single exon. Bases 282 to 1325 code for a protein of 347 amino acids.
GCGGCCGGGCCAGCAGCGGAACCUGCGGGGAGCGGGAAGACAGGGGAAGCGACAACCCAAGACCCCGAGCGCAGCGCGCCCGGGACUGCCGGAGGGGUCUCGAGUAGCCGCCGCAGCUUCCGCGCACAGCCGCCGGCUGCCCGCUCUCGGCCCGGGGCCAACGUCCAGGAAGCCCCGUCCGGACCCAGGCAAGCCACCGGCCGCCCCCGAUCGCGCGCCGCGAGCCCAGGGGCGGCCCCUCAGGGACCACCCCCCGCCUCCCGGGCCCCCGGACCGCCCGGAUGUGCACGAAAAUGGAACAGCCCUUCUACCACGACGAUUCGUACGCAACGGCGGGCUACGGCCGGACCCCGGGCGGUCUCUCUCUCCACGAGUACAAACUCCUGAAACCCAGCCUGACUCUCAACCUGGCCGAUCCCUAUCGAGGUCUCAAGGCGCCCGGGGCGCGGGGGCCGGGCGCCGAGGGCAGCGGCGGCGGCAGCUACUUCUCCAGCCCGGGCUCGGACACGGGCGCGUCGCUCAAGCUCGCCUCCUCGGAGCUGGAGCGCUUGAUCGUGCCCAACAGCAACGGCGUGAUCACCACGACGCCCACACCCCCGGGACAGUACUUUUACCCCCGCGGGGGCGGCAGCGGUGGGGGGGCCGGCGGUGCCGCGGGCGGCGUGACCGAGGAGCAGGAGGGCUUCGCCGACGGCUUCGUCAAAGCCCUGGACGACCUGCACAAGAUGAACCACGUGACGCCCCCCAACGUGUCGCUGGGCGCCAGCGGAGGACCCCCGGCCGGGCCCGGGGGCGUCUACGCGGGCCCCGAGCCGCCGCCCGUCUACACCAACCUCAGCAGCUAUUCCCCAGCCUCGGCGCCCUCCGGAGGUGCCGGGGCCGCCGUGGGUACCGGGAGCUCCUACCCGACGGCCACCAUCAGCUACCUCCCGCACGCGCCCCCCUUCGCCGGCGGCCACCCGGCGCAGCUGGGCCUGGGCCGUGGCGCUUCGGCCUUCAAGGAGGAGCCGCAGACCGUGCCCGAGGCGCGCAGUCGCGACGCCACGCCGCCCGUGUCCCCGAUCAACAUGGAAGACCAGGAGCGCAUCAAAGUGGAGCGCAAGCGGCUACGGAACCGACUGGCGGCCACCAAGUGCCGGAAGCGGAAACUGGAGCGCAUCGCGCGGCUGGAGGACAAGGUGAAGACGCUCAAGGCCGAGAACGCGGGGCUGUCCAGCACGGCCGGCAUCCUCCGCGAGCAGGUGGCCCAGCUCAAACAGAAGGUCAUGACCCACGUCAGCAACGGCUGCCAGCUGCUGCUGGGGGUGAAGGGACACGCCUUCUGAUCGCCCCCCGCCCCUCCGCAGCAUCCCCCUUCGGACCUUUCCCCAGCCAGGACGGCUGGGCGCACGCCUCCCACGGGGCGAGGGGGCAGACGGUGGGCACCCAUUCGGGGGGCCUGGGGUGCCGCCCACCACACUGGACACUGGCCCUCCAGCUCUGCGCCUCAGUCCUCCCACCUCGACGUUUACAAGACCCCCUUCCACGUUUUUUUUUUUUGUAUUUUUUUUUCUGCUGGAAACAGACUCGAUUCAUAUUGAAUAUAAUAUAUUUGUGUAUUUAACAGGGAGGAAAGGCAGGGGUGAUCGCGGCGGAGCUGGCCCCGCCGCCCGGUACUCAAGCCCGUGGGGACACUAGGGAGGGGACCCCCCCCCGCCUCUUUGCCCUCCCCCCCUUCUGCGCCGUACUGUGGCGAAGAAAGACGCGCUUGGUCUCUAAAGAGUUUAUUUUAAGAUGUGUUUGUGUGUGUGUGUGCGCGUUUGUUGUUCUGACUUUUUAUUGAAUCUAUUUAAGUAAAAAAAAAUGGUUCUUUAUUAA